This is a messenger RNA of Nannospalax galili (Upper Galilee mountains blind mole rat), 7971 nucleotides long. RefSeq names its product notch receptor 1 (gene Notch1). The transcript has 34 exons. The record is from RefSeq and is a predicted model, not a curated record. Gene Ontology annotation, cellular component: membrane. Lineage: Eukaryota; Metazoa; Chordata; Mammalia; Rodentia; Spalacidae. Gene Ontology annotation, molecular function: Notch binding; signaling receptor activity; calcium ion binding. Gene Ontology annotation, biological process: cell differentiation; Notch signaling pathway; multicellular organism development. The coding region runs from base 257 to 7876 and encodes 2539 amino acids.
GGUGCGGGGUGCGGGGUGCAGGGCGCGGGCGGCGGGCGGUGGGCGCGGGCGCGGGCGCGAGCGCAGUGAAGAAACGAGCCCGGGUGCUUAGUAGGGCCGGGAAGACCCCGAGAGCCCAGCGCCGCCCACCAGCGGGCAGAGAGAGAGCAGCAGUGGGUGGACACCGCGGGAAGGUCCGGGGUGCGCGCGUGUACGCGAGCCCCGCCUGCCACCGCCAGAGGCCACCGCCUGGGCAGCGGGCAGCCGGCGAGCAGGCAUGCCGCGGCUCUUGGCGCCCCUGCUCUGCCUGGCCUUGCUGCCCGCGCUCGCCGCGAGAGGCCUGAGAUGCUCCCAGCCAGGUGGGACCUGCCUGAAUGGAGGGAGGUGCGAAGUGGCCAAUGGCACGGAAGCCUGUGUGUGUAGCGGGGCCUUCGUUGGCCAGCGAUGCCAAGACCCCAACCCAUGCCUCAGCACCCCCUGUAAGAACGCAGGGACAUGCCACAUAGUGGACCAUGGUGGCACAGUGGACUAUGCCUGCAGCUGCCCCUUGGGCUUCUCUGGGCCCCUCUGCCUGACACCUCUGGACAAUGCCUGUCUGGCCAACCCCUGCCGCAAUGGGGGCACCUGUGACCUGCUUACCCUCACCGAGUACAAGUGCCGCUGCCCCCCGGGGUGGUCAGGAAAGUCAUGCCAGCAGGCUGACCCGUGUGCCUCCAACCCUUGUGCCAAUGGUGGCCAGUGCCUGCCCUUUGAGUCCUCCUACAUCUGUGGAUGCCCACCCGGUUUCCACGGCCCCACCUGCAGGCAAGAUGUGAACGAGUGCAGUCAGAACCCUGGGCUGUGCCGCCACGGGGGCACCUGCCACAAUGAGGUUGGUUCUUACCGCUGUACCUGCCGUGCCACCCAUACCGGUACCCACUGUGAGCUGCCCUACGUGCCCUGCAGCCCCUCACCUUGUCAGAAUGGGGGCACCUGCCGCCCUACGGGGGACACCACCCACGAGUGUGCCUGCCUGCCAGGCUUUGCUGGCCAGAACUGCGAGGAAAAUGUGGACGACUGUCCAGGGAACAACUGCCAGAACGGGGGUGCCUGCGUGGACGGUGUGAACACCUACAACUGCCGUUGCCCGCCAGAGUGGACAGGUCAGUACUGCACAGAGGACGUGGACGAAUGUCAGCUUAUGCCCAAUGCCUGCCAGAACGGCGGAACCUGCCACAACACCCACGGCGGCUACAACUGUGUCUGCGUCAACGGCUGGACGGGCGAGGGCUGUGGCGAGAACAUUGACGAUUGUGCCAGUGCUGCGUGUUUCCACGGUGCCACCUGCCAUGACCGAGUGGCCUCCUUCUACUGCGAGUGUCCACAUGGUCGCACAGGUCUGCUUUGCCACCUCAAUGAUGCAUGUAUCAGCAACCCCUGCAACGAAGGCUCCAACUGCGACACCAACCCUGUCAACGGCAAAGCUAUCUGUACCUGCCCCUCGGGAUACACAGGGCCAGCCUGCAGCCAGGAUGUGGACGAGUGUGCUCUGGGUGCCAACCCCUGUGAGCACGCAGGCAAGUGCAUCAACACACUGGGCUCCUUUGAGUGCCAGUGCCUGCAGGGCUACACGGGUCCCCGCUGUGAGAUCGAUGUUAACGAGUGCAUUUCAAACCCGUGUCAGAACGACGCCACCUGCCUGGAUCAGAUAGGGGAGUUCCAGUGCAUCUGUAUGCCAGGUUAUGAGGGUGUGUACUGCGAGGUCAACACAGAUGAGUGUGCCAGCAGCCCCUGCCUGCACGGUGGCCAUUGCCUGGACAAGAUCAAUGAGUUCCUGUGCCAGUGCCCCACAGGCUUCAGCGGGCACCUGUGUCAGUAUGAUGUGGAUGAGUGUGCCAGCACGCCCUGCAAGAACAGCGCCAAGUGCCUGGAUGGGCCCAACACCUACACCUGUGUGUGCACAGAAGGCUACACCGGGACCCACUGCGAGGUAGACAUUGAUGAGUGUGACCCUGACCCCUGUCACUAUGGCUCCUGCAAGGAUGGCGUGGCCACCUUCACCUGCCUCUGCCAGCCAGGCUACACAGGCCACCACUGCGAGACCAACAUCAAUGAAUGCCACAGCCAGCCCUGUCGCCACGGCGGCACCUGUCAGGACCGCGACAAUGCCUACCUCUGCCUAUGCCUCAAGGGAACCACAGGACCCAACUGUGAGAUUAAUCUGGAUGACUGUGCCAGUAGCCCCUGCGACUCAGGCACGUGUUUGGACAAGAUCAAUGGCUACGAGUGUGCCUGUGAGCCAGGCUACACAGGGAGCAUGUGCAAUGUUAACAUUGAUGAGUGUGCAGGAAAUCCCUGCCACAAUGGGGGCACCUGCGAGGACGGCAUCGCGGGCUUCACCUGCCGCUGCCCCGAGGGCUACCACGACCCCACAUGCCUGUCUGAAGUCAACGAAUGCAACAGCAACCCUUGCAUCCACGGGGCCUGCCGGGACGGUCUCAAUGGGUAUAAGUGUGACUGUGACCCUGGUUGGAGCGGUACAAACUGUGACAUCAACAACAAUGAGUGUGAGUCGAACCCAUGUGUCAAUGGUGGCACCUGCAAAGACAUGACCAGUGGUUACGUGUGUACCUGCCGAGAAGGUUUCAGUGGCCCCAACUGCCAGACCAACAUCAACGAGUGUGCGUCCAACCCAUGCCUAAACCAGGGCACCUGUAUCGAUGAUGUAGCCGGGUACAAGUGCAACUGCCCUCUGCCUUACACAGGAGCCACGUGUGAGGUAGUGCUGGCGCCAUGUGCCAACAGCCCCUGCAAAAACAGCGGGGUGUGCAAGGAAUCUGAGGACUACGAGAGUUUUUCCUGCGUCUGCCCUACUGGUUGGCAGGGGCAAACCUGUGAGAUCGACAUCAACGAGUGUGUGAAGAGCCCGUGUCGUCAUGGGGCUUCCUGCCAGAACACCAAUGGUGGCUACCGCUGCCUCUGCCAUGCCGGCUACACGGGCCGCAACUGUGAGAGCGACAUCGAUGACUGUCGGCCCAACCCGUGUCACAAUGGCGGCUCCUGCACCGAUGGCAUCAACACGGCCUUCUGCGACUGCCUGCCCGGCUUCCAGGGAGCUUUCUGUGAGGAGGACAUCAAUGAGUGUGCCAGCAACCCCUGCCGUAAUGGUGCUAACUGCACCGACUGUGUGGACAGCUACACGUGCACCUGUCCAGCCGGCUUCAACGGCAUACACUGCGAGAACAACACACCAGACUGCACGGAGAGUUCCUGCUUCAAUGGCGGCACCUGCGUGGACGGCAUCAACUCCUUCACCUGUCUUUGUCCUCCCGGCUUCACUGGCAGCUAUUGCCAAUACAACGUCAACGAGUGUGACUCACGGCCAUGUCUGCACGGCGGCACCUGCCAGGACAGCUACGGCACCUACAAGUGCACCUGCCCACAGGGCUACACUGGCCUCAACUGCCAGAACCUCGUGCGCUGGUGCGACUCCUCUCCCUGCAAGAAUGACGGCAGAUGCUGGCAGACCAACACUCAGUACCACUGUGAGUGCCGCGGUGGCUGGACCGGCUUCAACUGCGACGUGCUCAGCGUGUCCUGUGAGGUGGCUGCGCAAAAGCGAGGCAUCGACGUCACCCUCCUGUGCCGGCAUGGAGGGCUCUGUGUGGACGAGGAUGACAAACAUCACUGCCACUGCCAGGCGGGCUACACGGGCAGCUACUGUGAGGAGGAGGUGGACGAGUGCUCACCCAACCCCUGCCAGAACGGAGCCACCUGCACUGACUACCUAGGCGGCUAUUCCUGCAAGUGUGUGGCUGGCUACCAUGGAUCCAACUGCUCUGAGGAGAUCAAUGAGUGCCUGUCCCAGCCCUGCCAGAACGGGGGCACCUGCAUCGACCUGACCAACACCUACAAGUGCUCCUGCCCCCGGGGCACCCAGGGUGUGCACUGUGAAAUCAACGUGGAUGACUGCCAUCCCCCCCUUGACCCUGCCUCUCGGAGCCCCAAGUGCUUCAACAAUGGCACCUGCGUGGACCAGGUGGGUGGCUACAGCUGCACCUGCCCACCGGGUUUUGUAGGAGAGCGGUGCGAAGGUGACGUCAACGAGUGUCUCUCCAACCCCUGUGACCCCCGAGGCACUCAGAACUGCGUGCAGCGCAUCAACGACUUCCACUGCGAGUGCCGAGCUGGCCAUACCGGGCGCCGCUGUGAGUCUGUCAUCAAUGGCUGCAGAGGCAAACCAUGCAAGAAUGGGGGUGUCUGCGCCGUGGCAUCCAACACCGCCCGAGGAUUCAUCUGCAGGUGCCCUGCGGGCUUCGAGGGCGCCACAUGUGAAAACGACGCCCGUACUUGUGGCAGCCUACGCUGCCUCAAUGGUGGCACAUGCAUCUCGGGCCCACGCAGCCCCACCUGCCUGUGCCUGGGCCCCUUCACAGGCCCCGAGUGCCAGUUCCCAGCGAGUAGCCCCUGCGUGGGUGGCAACCCAUGCUACAACCAGGGCACCUGCGAGCCCACCUCCGAGAGCCCUUUCUACCGCUGCCUGUGCCCUGCCAAGUUCAACGGGUUGCUGUGCCACAUCCUGGACUACAGCUUCACUGGCGGUGCUGGGCGUGACAUCCCCCCACCACAGAUUGAAGAGGCCUGCGAGCUGCCCGAGUGCCAGGAGGACGCGGGCAACAAGCUCUGCAGCCUGCAGUGCAACAACCAUGCAUGUGGCUGGGACGGCGGUGACUGCUCGCUCAACUUCAACGACCCCUGGAAGAACUGUACGCAGUCCCUGCAGUGCUGGAAAUACUUCAGCGACGGCCGCUGCGACAGCCAGUGUAACACGGCUGGCUGCCUCUUCGACGGCUUCGACUGCCAGCGCACAGAGGGCCAGUGCAACCCCCUGUAUGACCAGUACUGCAAGGACCACUUCAGCGACGGCCACUGUGACCAGGGAUGUAACAGCGCUGAGUGUGAGUGGGACGGGCUGGACUGCGCAGAGCACGUGCCAGAGCGGCUGGCAGCCGGCACGCUGGUGGUGGUGGUGCUGCUGCCACCUGAGCAGCUGCGCAACAACUCCUUCCACUUCCUGCGUGAGCUCAGCCACGUGCUGCACACCAACGUGGUCUUCAAGCGUGAUGCCCAAGGCCAACAGAUGAUCUUUCCCUACUACGGCCAUGAGGAGGAACUUCGAAAGCACCCUAUCAAGCGCUCUGCAGCGGGCUGGGCCUCACCCAGCUCCCUGCUCAGCCAGGCCACUUCUUCGGUGCUCCCAGGCUCCAGUGGUGGGCGCCAGCGCAGGGAGCUGGACCCCAUGGAGAUCCGUGGAUCCAUCGUCUACCUGGAGAUCGACAACCGACAGUGUGUACAGUCGUCUUCGCAGUGUUUCCAGAGUGCCACCGAUGUGGCCGCCUUCCUGGGGGCACUUGCCUCCCUUGGCAGCCUCAACAUCCCCUACAAGAUUGAAGCCGUGAAGAGUGAAACGGUGGAGCCACCGCUGCCCCCGCAGCUGCACCUCAUGUACGUGGCCGCCGCCGCUUUCGUGCUGCUCUUCUUUGUGGGCUGCGGGGUGCUGCUGUCCCGCAAGCGCAGGCGGCAGCAUGGCCAGCUCUGGUUCCCUGAGGGCUUCAAGGUGUCGGAAGCCAGCAAGAAAAAGCGGCGAGAGCCCCUGGGUGAGGACUCUGUUGGCCUCAAGCCCCUGAAGAAUGCCUCAGAUGGUGCCCUGAUGGACGACCAGAACGAAUGGGGAGACGAAGUCCUGGAGACCAAGAAGUUCCGGUUUGAGGAGUCAGUGGUUCUCCCCGACCUGGAUGAUCAGACUGACCACCGGCAGUGGACCCAGCAGCACCUGGACGCCGCCGACCUGCGCAUGUCUGCCAUGGCCCCAACACCUCCCCAGGGCGAGGUAGACGCAGACUGCAUGGAUGUCAAUGUCCGAGGACCAGAUGGCUUCACACCCCUCAUGAUCGCCUCAUGCAGUGGAGGGGGCCUGGAAACCGCCAACAGUGAAGAGGAAGAAGAUGCACCUGCCGUCAUUUCCGACUUCAUCUAUCAAGGCGCCAGCCUUCACAACCAGACAGAUCGCACCGGGGAGACUGCCCUACACCUGGCCGCCCGCUACUCUCGCUCUGAUGCCGCCAAGCGCUUGCUGGAGGCCAGUGCAGACGCCAACAUCCAGGACAACAUGGGUCGCACCCCGCUGCAUGCAGCUGUUUCUGCCGAUGCUCAGGGUGUCUUCCAGAUCUUGCUUCGGAACCGAGCCACAGACCUGGAUGCCCGCAUGCAUGACGGCACGACACCACUAAUCUUGGCUGCGCGCUUGGCUGUGGAGGGCAUGCUGGAGGACCUCAUCAACUCACAUGCUGACGUCAAUGCCGUGGAUGAUCUAGGCAAAUCAGCCUUGCACUGGGCAGCGGCUGUGAACAACGUGGACGCUGCGGUGGUUCUCUUGAAGAACGGAGCCAACAAGGACAUGCAGAACAACAAGGAAGAGACUCCUCUGUUCCUGGCCGCCCGUGAGGGAAGCUACGAGACUGCCAAGGUGCUGCUGGACCACUUUGCCAACCGGGACAUCACGGACCACAUGGACCGCCUGCCGAGGGACAUCGCGCAGGAACGCAUGCACCAUGAUAUCGUGCGCCUGCUGGACGAGUACAACCUGGUGCGCAGUCCCCAGCUGCAUGGCACCGCCCUGGGCGGCACACCCACCUUGUCUCCCACUCUCUGCUCGCCCAAUGGCUACCUGGGCAACCUCAAGUCUGCUGCACAGGGCAAGAAGGCCCGCAAGCCCAGCACCAAAGGGCCGGCCUGCGGCAGCAAGGACGCUAAAGACCUCAAGGCCCGGAGGAAGAAGUCCCAGGACAGCAAAGGCUGCCUGUUGGACAGUUCGAGCAUGCUGUCACCAGUAGACUCUCUCGAGUCACCCCACGGCUAUCUGUCAGACGUGGCCUCACCGCCCCUCCUGCCCUCCCCAUUCCAUCAGUCCCCAACCAUGCCUCUUGGCCACCUGCCUGGCAUGCCCGACACCCACCUGAGCAUCAGCCAUCUGAAUGUGGCUGCCAAACCAGAGAUGGCAGCAUUGGGUGGGGGCGGCCGGCUGGCUUUUGAGCCUGGCCCCCCGCGCCUCUCCCACUUGCCUGUAGCCUCUAGUGCCAGCACGGUGCUGGGCGCCAGUGGAGCAGGGGCUGUGAAUUUUACCGUGGGUGCGCCUACCAGCUUGAAUGGCCAGUGCGAGUGGCUUUCCCGGCUGCAGAACGGCAUGGUCCCGAACCAGUACAACCCUCUGCGGGGAAGCGUGACACCGGGCACGCUGAGCACACAGGCACCUGGCCUCCAGCAUGGUAUGAUGGGUCCGCUGCACAGCGGCCUCUCUACCAAUACCCUGUCCCCGAUGAUCUACCAGGGCCUGCCCAACACACGGCUGGCCACCCAGCCACACCUGGUGCAGACCCAGCAGGUGCAACCACAGACUUUGCAAAUACAGCCUCAGAACCUGCAGCCACCAUCGCAGCCACACCUCACCGUGAGCUCCGCAGCUAAUGGGCACCUGGGCCGGAGCUUCCUGGGUGGGGAGCCCAGCCAAGCGGACGUGCAGCCCCUGGGCCCCAGCAGCCUGCCUGUGCACACCAUCUUGCCCCAGGAGAGCCAGGCCCUGCCCACAUCACUGCCAUCCUCGCUGGUCCCACCCAUGACCACUGCCCAGUUCCUGACCCCACCAUCCCAGCACAGCUGUUCCUCUUCACCUGUGGACAACACCCCCAGCCACCAGCUGCAGGUGCCCGAGCACCCCUUCCUUACCCCAUCUCCAGAGUCCCCGGAUCAGUGGUCCAGCUCCUCCCCACAUUCCAACCUCUCUGAUUGGUCCGAGGGCAUCUCCAGCCCGCCCACCAGCAUGCAGUCCCAGAUUUCACACAUUCCUGAUGCCUUCAAGUAAACAUCAGGCUGUGGACCCCAGCUUCCAUUCCCAAGCCCUGCUGGGUGGUGUUUCCAGUGCUCCGGGAUGUUGGGGUGACCAAAGGAGCCUUUUUU